Pocillopora damicornis (cauliflower coral) is the source of this 1232-nucleotide messenger RNA. RefSeq lists its product as uncharacterized. Lineage: Eukaryota; Metazoa; Cnidaria; Anthozoa; Scleractinia; Pocilloporidae. The record is from RefSeq and is a predicted model, not a curated record. Gene Ontology annotation, molecular function: oligosaccharide binding.
ACUAGAUGGAUGUUUUCUCGUUCUGGUUCAUUUUGGCAUCAUAUUCGGUUAAAACAUUUGCUCAGCGAUGUAAGGUAACGCAACGAUCUGAACAUGGCUUAGUUCUCCUUGAUCACGUUUUCAAAUCGUUCACCGUGGAUCGUUUGGCUUCGUGUUAUAUUGCCUGCAAUUCACAGCCAGUGUGUCAAAGCCUUAACUUCAGGCUGAGUGACAAAACUUGCCAGUUUAACAAAGAAACUAAGAUUUCCUGCCCGGCUUGUCUGAAGCAGAAUGAAGGGUUUAUUUAUGCUGAAAACCCAGAUAGAGCUUUACUUGGGUCAGUUCCCUUCAGAACUGCCGAGUCCUGUCGACAUAUCAUUCAGAAUGGAGAUUCCACUGGGAAUGGAGAGUACUGGGUCGACCCACAAGGCAAUGGGAACUCCUUUAAGGCUUUUUGUGACAUGACAACUGAUGGAGGUGGCUGGAUGAUGGUGGUAAACAUUAUUUUAGCAAGCUCUCAAUCGUCAUGGUGGAAUGGCACAGCUGAACAAACGUUUCAAGGUAUGCGUAACUAUGGAAACGGCAAAAUGGCUAUAACCAAAAGCGCUAUGAACCAACUAAGAGCGUACAUAAACUUCACCCAAAUAAGAUUUCACUGUAGCAAAAGAAAAGGAACAACAUUCCACGUCAGAACGACUCUGAACAACAAAGGUGCAGAAGUGGUGCGAUAUUUCAGCGGCGAAAGAGAUGAGAUGCCAGACUCGUGUGACUCCUUCGUCCGUAUGGAUGGCGAUAACUCAAGACUGGCUCAGAAUUGUGCGGCAUGGGCAUAUCAUGGUAAGUGGGGACAUGUCAGCCAUAGUGUUGGAGAGAAUCGUCUGUACAGCUACGCAGCAUUUGUGACCUACAGUUAUCACUGGAUAAUUGGUGGCGACUGGAAGUGUGAUGAUGAUACUAACAAUAACCUGUCAACUGGAGACUCUUGGAAAAUAUAUGUCCGUUGAAAUACACCUUCAUGCAAUAACUUUGUAAUGUAGGACAAAGGAUAAACGAAAAAUAGAAAAGUCAAAUGGAAAUUUAUUAGCAUUUGGAAGGCUAUACACCUGACACUCUAACGACUUUAAAUUUUUUAGUUUUUAAUAUCUAGGUCAGCUAAAUGCAAACUUAUUAUUAUUGGAUAUGGCUUAAAUUUCCGUUGAAACUAAGUCAACGAUAACCGUCCCUAAAAUGAACUUGACGCAAUUGCAUUGUAG